AUGACACCGAUUCAAGUGAUUUAUUACAUCGCUUUUUCAGUUGUCAUAUUAUCAAUCAGUAGAGCUAAAACCAUUCAGAAUACCAAGAAUGCUCAUCCCGACCUCAUUACUAUUGGAUAUUCAUGGCAGUAUGCUACAAGUAACGAGCUCCUUCGUAAAUUUGUUAGCCAGUUUGGAUUAUCCCCUAAAAAGAAUGAGAUAUUUCGGAUUACGACACAUGAAAUGGAAAAGUGGAAAGAUCUGCUAGAAAGUCACACCGACGUAGAUGUGAAACUAAUACCUUGGCGACAAGAACAAACUACAAUAAAUAUUUAUAAAACAUGUGAUGAAAUGAGCUUAGCCGAAUUCACACUGCUCUAUGGUAUUGUUAAUACGACACGCAACAGCCUAUUUAUUAUUGACUCUGAGAGUGAGUCAAGCGACCGAAUCAACAUUCUGGUACGAGCAGCAACUAAAUGCAACCUCUGCGCCCAAUCGGCUGAGAGAAUUUUUCCAACCAUUUACUUUUGUAAUAAUAUAGGUAAUAACAACUGGACAAAUAAGCUAGGAAGAAAGUGCAACACAGCAAUGCUGCCACUACCCAAUGGCUUAAGACGUAAGAAUAGUGUCUAUUCUUUGAUGCCUCGAAUUUUCGUAUCCGCUACUGAGCACAAAUAUCAUAACCGUUUUUAUCACAGCACACAACAGCCACGCGCAGUACACAAAGCACAUCAAGAUUCACGCGGUCACCACAUGCUCAGCAGACACCGAAAAAAGCAUCGUGUUUCUACUAAAAGGUAUAAACUUUUAAAGCUAUACCGGGAACAGGAAACCAAGCAGAAGAUCCGCAAAAAAGCUUCUGAUAUUCUGGAAGUGCCAAUUGGAAGACGAAAGUUGCUUUGCAAAUACCGGAAAUCGUGCUAUAAUACGGGCAUUAUCCCGAAUACGUGGAAUAUACACAACAUCCUACCACGAUUUAUGGAUUCACAUGCACAAGAAAAUUCCUCCGAAAAAAAAAGCAUGACCGAAAUGCAAAUAAAGAAUGAAAAUGAAGAGAAAGAAGAGAUCAGCGAAGCAGAACUGAAACUGCUGUGUCGCUACCGCAAAUCCUGCUAUGAAGAAGUGGGUGCUGAAAUCGAGAAGAGUACUUUGAAAGUUCAAGCAGGGCCAAUUUUUUCUCGUGAAAGCACUAUUUUACCAGCAACGAAACAAAAAUCAACUAAAGAAAUUGCCAGGAUGGCACUGGCAAAAGCGGAAGAAAAAGAAAAAAUUGCAACACUACUAUCUAUCUCGACGAAAGCGAUUACUGAAAAGAAUAUGAAUGAAAUCGUGGAAGAAAUGAAGAAACGUUUGGUUUGCAAAUAUCGGAAAUCCUGCUAUGAUAGUGGUGUUCUUCCCGAAAUCGAUACGUCAUUCGACAAUUUAUUCCAAAAAAUCUACUACUUCGUAAGAGGAAGAAAUCACGAGGCAAGCACACAGGAAAUUAUUCACAAGGAAUUUACCGAUUUUAAUGAUGAUGAAAAGAGAGUUUACUGUAAGUAUCGAAAGUCUUGCUACAAUACUGGCCAAAAGCCUGUAAUAAACCAUGGCGAAAUUUUCAAGUAUAUACAUAUUGUUAAGAAGUAUGAAGAAGUGAUCCCUUUAGAGAUACGUUGCAAAUACCGGAAAUCGUGCUAUGAUACUGGUAUUUUACCUGACCUGAAGAAAAAAGUUGCCAAAGAAGAAUCGCCGUCAGCGGUACCGGUGCAAACAGUUAUAUCGUUGUAUCACUUGAAAACAUUCUGUAAGUACAGAAAAAGUUGUUAUAAACAAAAAGCUGAAGAGCAACAGAAUUUCAAUGUUGGACUAUUCGAUGAAGCUGAAACACUUGGUAAUGAUGAGGCAGAACGAAAAGAACAGAAAGAGAAAAAAAUAAAGAAAGUUAUUAAAUCAUUCCAGAAAGAAUCUGCAUCCAAAUCUGAGAAAACUAAAGAAAUAAGCACAUCAAAAAAAAUGGAACGCACUCUCGGAACGAAGCCUACACAGGUUACGGAUAAUAAAAAGCUGAUCAAAACGUCGAAAGUUUCUGUUCCUGAAUUGGAGGGAAAAAGGAUGGCAACAAUAAUAGAAAAUAUAAAAUUUGAAAAAACUGUACAUAAACCCAAGAAAAAGAAAAUCAAGGGACCAGCUGAAGAAAUACCAAUACGGCAGGCAAAAAAGGUUCAGAAGACUGUUUGGUCAACAAUAAAUAUGAAACAACCCAUAACAGAGAAGGGAAUUCCGGAACGUGUAGAAUUUAAAAAGGAGAAACUGAAAGCUGAAAAAGUAGAAAAGGAAAUUAGAAUCAAGGAGGAAAAAAUUAUAAAGGGAAAGGAAAUUUCGAUUGCAGAAGAAAAAGAUUUUGAAAAAGAACCAACAACGACGGAGAUACCACCACCAUCACCCGUCAAAGAAGUACAAUCGGUAUUCUUACAAGCAGAGAAUAUAACACCUCCUGCAAAAGUGAACAUCUAUGACGAAAACUUAAGCCCAUUAGAUAUCAAGCUCUUAUGCAAAUACCGUAAAUCAUGUUAUGAAAGCGGCAAACUGCCACCAGCCCAAAGCGCAAAGACAGUACAAGAUUUCGAAGACCCCAGACAGCUCGAAAUACGAUGUAAAUACCGAAAAUCGUGCUAUGAAACAGGUAAGUUACCACAAAACCUUCAUGAAAACUUCAAAGAGACACACCUAAUCAAAAAGAAAGAAGAAAAUAUUCCAAAAAAAUAUAACCCAAAGGGACAUAUCCCACUCACACUAAGAUGCAAGUACCGAAAAUCAUGUUACAAAACCGGAAAACUGCCAUCAAUUAAAACAAGCAUAUUUGGGUUCCCAACAAUCCAAAUUCUGAACGAAUGUAAAGCAUCCAUCGGAGAGGAACAAAAUAGAGAACAACUAAAACUACGCUGUAAAUAUCGAAAAUCAUGUUAUGAAUCGGGCAUACUUCCGCUACAUUUGAAUAAUACGGCAUAUGUAGUUACUACUUCUAUUAAACAGUACGAGAAUUUGCACUUAAAAUGCAAAUAUCGCAAAUCGUGUUUUGAAAACAUGAAACUGGACAUACAACUAGACAAAGUUCGUAAAAAGGUAGAGCUGAAAAAAGUGCAGGAAGGAAUAGUAAAAGCGCCAAACCAAACAGAAAUGGUUGUUAGAAACAAAGAGAAAGAACAGAAAAAGGAGAUACAAGACGAAGUUAUGAAUGGGAAAAGUAAACGAACACACAAGAAGAAAAGUAAAGAGCUUAAAUAUGAGGUUAAAGAACAGCAAUAUAUGCAGAUAGAGCCGCUCGAUUCACGAUCACGACAAGAAGCAACCAAACUACAAUUGCUAAAUAGUUCGCAAAAACUUAAAUGUAAGUAUAGAUUAAAAUGCUACAAUAGUGUGCCGCUGCACCACGUUACUGAAGGAAAAGGAAUCGAAAAGCAACGACAAUUAAAUAUUAAAGAUUUUCGCCGUGCAAAUGGCGCCAUUUGCAAUAUUUAUUAUAUAUCAUGCCGGAAACAGGCUGGCUUGCCUAUUAUUGGACGUGCACCAAUAGGACCGAAUGGGCGACGUCUCUGCCGGAAGAAAAAAAAGGAAUUAGUGAUUAAAUACAAAUAGAAACUUACGUUAUCCAUGCGUUUAUUUUUUAACCAAGUUUUCUAAACUUUUUUGUCUUCUUUGCUUUCUCUUUGCAAGCGCACACAUUAAUAUUAAAAUUGCAUCUCAU
Loa loa (African eye worm) is the source of this 3703-nucleotide messenger RNA. RefSeq lists its product as hypothetical. The record is from RefSeq and is a predicted model, not a curated record. The coding region runs from base 1 to 3594 and encodes 1197 amino acids. The transcript has 4 exons. NCBI's taxonomy places the organism in Eukaryota, Metazoa, Nematoda, Chromadorea, Rhabditida, Onchocercidae.